GAAAGGGUUAGGUUUUGUGAGAAACGGCAAUUCUCUCGACGGUAACUCUCUCUCUUCCCUCCUUCCCUUAGAUUUCAUUUCUAUUUGCCUUUUUUCUUCUGAUUUCAGGUUUCUAUCAGAUUUUAUCUCUGCCUGUUUCUCUUAAUCAUUUUGCUUGCGCUUUAAUCUCAUUAAUUCCCUUUUUAAUAAUUUAUCGAUUUGUUUGUUUUCUUCGACUUCGGGUUUAAAAUUGUUUGUGUGGUUGAAAUUCAAUCUAUUUAUCCAUUAUCGAUCUCCGUUUAAUUCAAUUUACAAUUUUUGUUGUUUUCUUAUGCACAUACGAAUAAUUGUUUAUUGUCGCUGAGAGAAGGGGUCUCUGUAUGUGUGGCCUCUUCCUUGGUUAAUUACGCGAUUUCGGUGGUUUAUUUUGCAGAACUAGAAGAAAUCAACGAUGCCUCGCUAUGAUGAUAAGUAUGGUAAUACCCGCCUCUACGUGGGUCGCUUGUCUUCCAGGACUCGUUCCCGUGAUCUUGAGCGUGUCUUCAGCAGAUAUGGAAGGUUUCUGGGGUUUUGGCUAGACCUGGAGGUCUGUGUUGGGAGGUUGGCCUUGGUGGAAUUGGUGGAAAUUCCUGUCGAGUGUUGACUUUGGCGAUUCUUUCUGUAAUGUUAUUGCGUGUUUUUUAUGGAAAUGGCAACAAUCACAAACUGGUGUUUAGUUCGUCUUUGAGGGGCGAAGUAUCAUACAGUUCCAGUAGUUAAGUAAUGAUGGCCUUACUGUUUCUGGAAACCAUUUCCGCAGAGUUCGAGCUGUGGAUAUGAAGCAUGAUUUCGCCUUUGUUGUAAGUUACCACCCUUUCUUUAUCUUUGUUUAUAUUAUUUGUUGACUUUUCAAUUUCCCGUCAUCUUUGCUCCAAGGUUGCUUUUAGUAUCUGCUUGGGGAAAUUCAGUUGUAGACAAUGGUAAGGAUUUUGUGUUACUUUCUUUGCUUGCCCUUUUCAUCUUUUGGACAGGAAUUUAGCGAUCCUCGAGAUGCUGAUGAUGCUAGAUAUAACUUGGAUGGCCGUGAUGUUGAUGGAAGUCGUAUUAUUGUGGAGUUUGCCAAAGGGGGUCCUCGUGGUUCCCGGGAGUACUUGGGUAGGGGUCCGCCUCCUGGAUCUGGACGCUGCUUUAACUGUGGUAUUGACGGUCAUUGGGCUCGAGAUUGCAAAGCUGGGGAUUGGAAGAACAAGUGUUAUCGCUGUGGGGAAAGAGGUCAUAUAGAAAAGAACUGUAAGAACAGUCCCAAAAAGUUGAGUAGGCGUGGAAGGAGUCAUUCACGUUCACCGGUCCGGUCACGUUCUCCUCGACGUGGCAGAAGCCGAGAUCGAAGCUACAGCCGAGACCGCAGCUACAGCCGAUCAAGAUCACCGGUCAGAAGAGAACGUAGCCCAGCUUCUGAUGAUAGAUCACAGAGUCCUCAGCCCUCCAAGAUAAGGAAGCAUAGUCCAUCACCUGACCAAAGCAGCCCACAGAAGAGAGGCGACACAGCUCCUGGUAAUGAUAGGGUGGUCACACAGCAAGAUGGAUCUGACUACAGUGAUGGUCCUAGAGGGGGGAAGCGUAGAAGCCCUGCUAGCCCUGCUAGCCCUGCUAGGGAUCGCAAUGAGAGUGGCUAUGAUAGCCCUAAAGCUAAUGGGCGUAGCCGCAGUCCCAGUCGGAGCCCUAGGGAUGAUGACAGGAGCCCCAUCGAUGAAGAUGAUGACAACAACCGCCACUCACAGUCACCUUGAAUCGUAUUUUUCUGAUAAAAUGAGGUCGGGAUGUGUCUCAUCUGUUUGUAUCUGCUUUGUUUAUGCAGUGCACUCUAGCUUAAUUCCGUGACAAUUGUUUAUGAAGAACCGUUUUAUGUAUGCUAUUUUUCAGAUUCUUGCUGGUUAAGCAACAUGCGUGGCUUACCUAGAAUAUAAAGUGCAUGAAUUUGUUUCAAGUGUUAGCAUAAUUUAAACCAAUGUGAAUUGUUGUGAGAAAUUUAAAUCUAGCAUGUUUUGAAUCCC
Molecule: messenger RNA, 2012 nt
Organism: Abrus precatorius (Indian licorice)
Lineage: Eukaryota; Viridiplantae; Streptophyta; Magnoliopsida; Fabales; Fabaceae
Product: serine/arginine-rich splicing factor RS2Z33-like
Exons: 5
Coding region: 936-1748 (270 amino acids)
Biological process (GO): mRNA splicing, via spliceosome
Cellular component (GO): nuclear speck
Molecular function (GO): mRNA binding; zinc ion binding
Source: RefSeq, a predicted model, not a curated record